This is a messenger RNA of Pieris macdunnoughi, 2046 nucleotides long. The record is from the annotation of a GenBank genome assembly. NCBI's taxonomy places the organism in Eukaryota, Metazoa, Arthropoda, Insecta, Lepidoptera, Pieridae.
AUGUCUGAUAUUUUAAAAGACAGCCGUUUUGCUAAAUACCUUAAUGAUCCUAAAUAUAGACAAAUACCUAAACAUGAAAGAAAGGUUAAAAUUGACAAAAGGUUUCAAUCGAUGUUCAGUGAUGAAAAAUUUAAAGUAAAAUAUACAGUAGAUAAACGAGGUAGACCUAUAAAUGAAACUUCAACAGAAAACUUAAGGAAAUACUAUGAUUUGGAUGAGUCAGAUGGAACAGAUAGUGAUAUAGAUUCUGAAAAUGGGGAAGAUGGGACUCAGAAAGAUCCUGAUAUAUCUAGUAAAAUUGAGGAACAACCCGGUCAAUUCGUGAAACGACUUCCAAGUGAUGAAGAAAAGGAAAAAAUAGACUCUCAGGCAUUCAAGAAUGACAAACUAGUUCGUGGCAGUUUAGAUAAGAAAACUAAGAAAAGAUUACUGGAUUUGGACAUAGAUUAUGCUCGAGGCGAAGGAUGUCUCUGGACCGAUAGUUCAAGUGACGAAGAAAGUAGUGAGGAUGAGGUAGACAGUGAGUUAGAACAUGAGUGGGGUGAAUUAGAUGCUGAUGCAGACACAACAGAUGAGUCUACUAAAAGGAUAGCAAUUUGUAAUAUGGAUUGGGACAACAUAAAAGCAUCUGAUUUAAUGGUGCUGUUGAGUUCAUUCUUACCAGCUGGUGGAAUAUUACACAGUGUUACAAUCUAUCCAUCUGAGUAUGGUAUAAAGAGAAUUCAAGAGGAAGAAGUACGAGGUCCCAUUGAGUUGACUGAGAACAAAAAAGAUGAUCCUCUUGAUGAGGAUGGUGGCAAUGAAGAGGGCUCCGCGUAUCACAUGGAAAAGCUGCGACGAUACCAACUCAAUAGGCUGAAGUAUUUCUAUGCGGUGGCGGAGUUCGAUUCCGCGACGACUGCAGACAAAAUUUACUCUGACUGUGAUGGCAUUGAGUACGAAAGCAGUGCUACUAAGCUGGAUAUGCGUUUUGUUCCCGAUGACGUCACGUUUGAUCAGGAGCCUCGCGAAGUAUGCACAAAGCUUCCCGACCUGACCAAAUACAAGCCGCGCCUGUUCACCACGACAGCUUUGCAGCAAGCCAAAGUGGAACUAACGUGGGACGCGACCAACCCCAACAGGGCGGAGACUAUCAAAUGUGCUCUAAAUGGAAAGAUUGAUGACCUAGAUUUGAAGGAGUAUCUGGCUUCCAGCAGUGAAGAUGAAAAUUCAGAAGACGACGCCGUACCGCAGCCAGAGAGUGAAACGGAUGAUCCUAUUCAAAAGUACAAAAUGCUUCUAGAAGAUAUCGAGAAGAAGGAAGACAAAAAACAAAAUAAAGACAUGGAAAUGGAGAUCACGUGGGGACUUGGACUAAAGGACAAGGCUGAGGAACUGGUCAAAAAGAAGAUGUCUGAAGAAAAUAAAGAUUUGACACCAUUCGAGAAGUUACUGCAAAAGCGUAAAGAAAAGAAGAAACAACGUAAAUUGAAUCAGAAAAAAGUAAGCGAAGAAGAAAAACCUGACGAUGAACCUGAUGAUAUCCCGUCUGACGUCGAUAUGAAUGAUCCCUAUUUCGCAGAAGAAUUUAAUAAGCCCGAGUUUAAGAAAUCUAAAGAUAAAAAGAAAGUUUUGGAAAGCGAAGAAUCUGAGGACGAACGUAAUAAAGCAGAAUUAGAGUUACUGCUAGACGAAGAUGAUGGUAAAAGACAUUUCAGUCUAAAGAAGAUUCAAGAAUCGGAGAUCACGUCCAAAAAGUCAAAACGUAAGAAGAAACUAAAAGAGAAAAUGAAAGAACAGAAAGAAACAGUUUCUGAUUUCGAUAUAGAUUUGAACGAUAAACGAUUCGCGGCUCUAUAUGAGUCACACCACUAUAACAUAGAUCCCAGUGAUCCUAAUUUCAAAAAGACUAAAAAUAUGGAAAAACUCAUACAUGAAAAGUUAAAGCGAAGACCAGCUGAUUUGCCCGAUUCUACAGAACCCAAAAGAUCUAAGGAAGACAUCGAAUUGAAUUUACUUGUUAAAAAUAUUAAAAGGAAAACAAAAGGUGUUUUAAAGAAUAAAUAG